AUGUCGUCCAAACCCGCGCCCUGGCUAGAUACCAGCGAGAAGGGAACAUCGUUCGAAAACCUGGACCUCGAGAUGCACGGACGCGUCUGCCAUCUUGUCGAUCUGGGGAUGCAUGAAGAUAUCCGCGACGCUGAGCCCGACGUUCUGAUUUCUCGCUAG
Molecule: messenger RNA, 159 nt
Organism: Aspergillus chevalieri
Lineage: Eukaryota; Fungi; Ascomycota; Eurotiomycetes; Eurotiales; Aspergillaceae
Exons: 1
Coding region: 1-159 (52 amino acids)
Source: RefSeq, a predicted model, not a curated record